Messenger RNA from Elgaria multicarinata webbii, 7423 nucleotides. It is a transcript of the gene DNAJC10, whose product is annotated as DnaJ heat shock protein family (Hsp40) member C10. Bases 220 to 2613 code for a protein of 797 amino acids. The record is from RefSeq and is a predicted model, not a curated record. Gene Ontology annotation, cellular component: endoplasmic reticulum lumen; endoplasmic reticulum. Gene Ontology annotation, biological process: protein folding in endoplasmic reticulum; IRE1-mediated unfolded protein response. The transcript has 23 exons. Lineage: Eukaryota; Metazoa; Chordata; Lepidosauria; Squamata; Anguidae. Gene Ontology annotation, molecular function: misfolded protein binding; oxidoreductase activity, acting on a sulfur group of donors, disulfide as acceptor; protein-disulfide reductase activity.
UUCCUCCUCCUCCUCCUCCUCCUCCUCGGCGCCGGCCACCAGCGGAAGGGACCCCAAACACCGGGUGCUGUCUCCUUGAGAAACACAAGUGACUAUCUCUGGAUUAUGCCCUCCAAAAUCCUCCAAGAAGCCUAUUUAGAAAUAUAUGCAGUUCCUUUGAUUACAGCAUCGUGAAACCUAUUCGUCUGCUCUUAAGUGUGCUUGAUUCAAACAGUUCAAAUGGAGCCCUCCUUAUCCAAAGGAAAAUGCAUCAGGGACUUUAAGAUGAUUGUCUUGUCUUUAGUUUUAAUGUGUCUUGUAGCCUUAGUUUGCUCUGAUCAAAACUACUAUAGUUUACUUGGAAUAUCCAAAGAAGCAACAAGUAGAGAAAUAAGGCAGGCUUUCAAAAAAUUGGCAUUAAAGUUGCAUCCUGAUAAGAAUCAGAACAAUCCAGAAGCACAUGAAAACUUCUUGAAAAUAAACAGAGCAUAUGAAGUACUAAAAGAUGAAGAUUUGCGAAAGAAAUAUGAUAAAUAUGGGGAGAAAGGUCUGGAGGAUCACCAGGAAGGAGGUCGAUAUGAAAGCUGGCACUACUAUCGCUAUGAUUUUGGUAUUUAUGAUGACGAUCCUGAAAUCAUAACACUAGACAGAGGAGAAUUUGAUGCUGCUGUUACUUCCGGAGAAUUGUGGUUCAUCAACUUUUAUUCCCCUCGAUGCUCACAUUGCCACGACUUAGCACCAACGUGGAGAGAAUUUGCGAAGGAAAUGGAUGGAUUAAUACGUAUUGGAGCUGUAAACUGUGGCGAUAAUAGAAUGCUUUGCCGAAUUAAGGGAAUUAAUAGCUACCCAAGCCUGUAUGUCUUUAAAACUGGGAUGAACCCAGCGAAAUAUUAUGGAGACAGGUCAAAGCAGAGCUUAAUGAGUUUUGCCAUGCAGUUUGUCACAAGCACAGUGACAGAAUUAUGGGCAGGAAAUUUCGUUAAUUCGAUUGAAACUGGAUUUGCUUCUGGUGUCGGCUGGUUAAUUACCUUUUGCACUGAACACGGAGAUUGUUUGACUUCUCAAACACGUCUUAAAUUGGCCGGCAUGUUGGAAGGCCUUGUUAAUGUAGGCUGGAUGGACUGUGCUACCCAGGGUGAGCUUUGUGAUAAUUUGGAUAUCUCAUCUAGCAGUACAGCGUACUUUCCACCUGGAGCCACCUUAACUAAUAAAGAGAAAGGAGGUGUUUUGUUCCUGAACUCUUUAGAUGCCAGAGAGAUAUAUUUGGAAAUCAUGCAGCACCUUCCAGACUUCAAAAUGAUCUCAGCAUCUACAUUAAAGGAUCACCUGGCUCAUCAUCGGUGGUUGAUAUUCUUUCAGUUUGGCCAGAAUAGCAAGUCAGAGGCCCAUGACCUUAAAAAGCUACGUUUUCUCCUUAAAGCGGAAAAUAUUCAGGUUGGGAAGUUUGACUGCCUUACUGCACCAAGGACCUGUAACGAUCUGUAUGUUUAUGAACCAUGUGUAGCAGUCUUUAAAGGGACGGGAAUGGAAGACUAUGAAAUCCAUCAUGGGAAGAAGAUUCUGUAUGACAUAGUGGCUUUUGCCAAGGAGAGUGUGAAUUCCCAUGUCAUCACACUUGGACCUCAGAAUUUUCCUGGCAAGGAGAAGGAGCCGUGGCUUGUUGACUUCUUUGCACCUUGGUGUCCUCCCUGCCGGGCUUUAUUGCCAGAACUGAGGAAAGCAUCAAAGCAACUGUAUGGCCAACUGAAAGUUGGCACAUUAGACUGCACAGUUCAUGAAGGGAUCUGCAACAUGCACAACAUUAGAGCUUACCCAACAACUGUGGUAUUCAAUCAGUCUAACACUCAUGAAUAUGAAGGACAUCAUUCCGCUGAGCAGAUUUUGGAGUUUAUCGAGGAUCUUAUGAACCCAUCAGUAGUUUCUCUGACACCUGAGACCUUCAAUGAGCUAGUGAAGAGAAGGAAGGAUAAUGAAAUCUGGGUGGUUGAUUUCUAUGCUCCGUGGUGCGGUCCCUGCCAAGCUUUAAUGCCGGAAUGGAAGAGGAUGUCCAGGCUGGUGAAUAAUCUGAUUGCGGUUGGCAGUGUGGACUGUCAAAAAUAUUUCUCUCUUUGUCACCAAGAAAACAUUCAAGGCUAUCCUGAAAUAAGACUCUUCCCGCAAAAAUCAGUUUCAGCCUAUCAAUAUUAUAGCUACAAUGCCUGGCACAGAGAUGCUUAUUCACUGAGAAGAUGGGCGCUAGGGUAUUUACCUCAGGUGUCUGUGGAUCUAACACCUCAGAGCUUCACUGACAAAGUUCUGAAUGGGAAAGAGCACUGGGUCAUCGACUUCUAUGCGCCUUGGUGUGGCCCUUGUCAAAAUUUUGCUCCGGAAUUUGAGAUCCUUGCUAAGACUGUCAAAGGAAAGGUGAAAGCCGGGAAAGUUGACUGCCAAGCCUAUGCUCAAACUUGUCAAUCUGCUGGCAUCCGAGCCUAUCCAACAGUUAAAUUUUACUCUUAUCAAGGGACAAAGAAAAAUGCAUUUGGGGAACAGAUAGACAGCCACGAUGCAAAAGCCAUAGCUGAACUACUGAUGGAGAAAGUAGAAGACAUAAAAAAUAACAGAAAAAUAUCUUCCAGAAACAAGGAUGAGCUCUGAGUCGUGGAAUGAAUUCAAAGCAUACUGAAGUAGCAGCACUGAAAAUAGUAGAUCAUCUUCCUCAAGAAGCAAAAGAAAUGCAUUGGGAUUCAUGGACACGCAGAUUAUCCCCACGAAUGCUACAGAACUUGCUCUGAAUCGUCCAGUGUCCAUUUGAAAUAGACUCCGGCGGCCAUUGAUAUGCCAACUGCACACCAAGGAGGCUUUUAUUUUUCUGAUGAUGGACUUAAGACUUGGUCAGUAGCAGGAGAACUGUAAGGGUUUGUUCCUUUCCUUCAGCCCACACAAUCUCUUUCUCUCCUGCUGAAAAGCAGCACGUGGACAGACUACUCCACAGUACAAAAAGGCUAAAACAGCGCUCUCUCAAUCUUUCCUUCCUAUGAGAAGAAGAAUGGUCUGAACAACUGUUUUACCUCUGUAUUGUAGUUGGUGAACUUUGCCCAGGAUUCACUGGGCGGACUAAAGUAGGCGUUUGGAGACCUUCAGCCCACCUGUGUUAUAGAAUGUUAACUUCCGUACUGACCUCUACGCUUUUUCGAAGAGUUAUUUCAGUGCGUGGCGGCCAAGGAGAAAAUCCUUGCCUGUGUUGGCUCUCUGCAUCUUCAGCCGACGGUGAGCCACUCGUGUGCAUCAGCUGCUCUACGCAGGUUUUGGAACACUGCUACAAAAUGCUCAAAGAACACUUUGGUCUUUUAUUUAGUGGCAUAUGUGCAGCUGGAUCCAGUAGGUGGCAGCACAUGUAUGGUCACGACGGGCUGAAGCAGUUGAGAGCCAGCAAUAGAGGGGCCACCUGUUUGUUUCAAUAGGGCUUGCUUCGAGGUAAGCAGGAUUCUAAACACACCCUAAGCUUUCCCACAUCAAAGCAGAUCUACAUCGGACAACAAACCCCAUAGCUGAGUUGCAUCUCUGUGAUUUGCCAUAGACUUCAAAGUGCAGAACAUCGUGUGCUUCUGUCGUAGCAAAUUUGUUCUGGUUUUCAAGUGAGAUGCUCAAGUCCCUGUCAGAGGCACACAUUUUAUUUGUUUUGACAGCACCCUGCUCCCACAUCUUAAAAAGCGGAAUAGUUCAAAUGUAAAUGCUGCCUUUUUACAUGUUUGCAGCAUUUCAAGUGCCUUCUGAAUGUUUACUGCUCAGUAGCAGUCACUUUUGCAGGAGUUUGUGCUACUGGAAGUUGUUUAAGGUUUUUGCAUCAGACUGUUUAUCUGAGGCGGGGUUGGUGGGGCAGUGUCCUUCCUGUGCACAAAUGCAAUACAAUGUUUUUCUGAUGUAGAAUUGACACUCGCCAAAGUUUUACAUCAUUUCUAAGCAUCAAACACAAAGAUAGUUCGGCAAUACCUUUAUUGCUAUUAGUUUAAAACAUUGGUAUCCUACGUCUUGUCCAAAGAGUUCUAGGCAGCUUACAAUGAAUAAAUAUUUAAGGAUUACAAAGUAAAAUGCCACCAAAGAUUGUGCAAGGAUUCAAGUUCUCCAGAACUCUUCACCAGUUUAAUGAAAUUUUGCCCAGGUGCCUGUAGCCACAUAGGUAGGGAGUAGGAGAUCACAGUUGCGAUUUCGUUUCGUUACACUGAAGAAGAGUUCUGGAGAACUCGAAUACUUGCACAAUUUUUGGUGGUAUUUUAGUUGGUCCUAAUAAAGGUAUUGCCCAGUUGUGGAUUUUCAAGGUUGUUUCCAUACAUAGUAGUAGUAUCUGUACUGUAUAUAUCCACACAUUAAUUUGAAAAUCUUACACUGGAAAUUUGGAAUAAUAAUCUUCCUCUCCCUAAAAAUGGAGUGUUGGUUACAUAGAAUACAGACACAAGAUUAGUGGCAGCACUACCUUAGAAUAGUGGUAUUAUACCACUUUUUAAAAAGUUAAAUUCAAUCCAUUGCAUCUAUUAGUAUUUCCAGGCUUCCUGUGUGCAUAAAAAAUACUCUGCACAUGCAAAAUUCAAGGUUGUGGUGUCUGUAUAUUGUUGUUGUUUUUAAAGAGACACAUUUCCACAAUCUGCAAUUAUUUUGUGAAGCAAACACACAUAAGUAUAUGCAGUAGUAUCUCAUUUAUGAAUAUGCUCUUCUCAUAAAAUCACCAACCAUUUUUCCUCCAAGAAUGAGAUCAUAGAUACUUCUGCUUACAUUGCGCUCUUGAUGAUGUCAUAAGAAUUAUGGUUAGUGAUAUAGGGAAGAGAGAACCUUCUGCUUCUCUACAUUAGCAAAACAAGAGGACAGAUACUAUUCAACUACAGUAUUCUUUUUGCGGGUAUAAUAGACGUUUAUGACGCAUUAAUUUCAAGUGCAGCCCACUUAUCUCUUGAACGUAAUAAUAAAUUGUUCCAUCCAAUGUGUAUCCUUCCAGCUUUCAUGUUGCCAUUUAAGGGUUCAAGCCCCUUUAAGUUCAGAUUUCAUAGGAGGCAGUUCGAAUAUCCUGGGGGAAAACAGUGCUCUAUGGUGUCUAAAUCAAUCAUUCAGUAUUUUAAUAACAUAUUUGUGAGGUCUUGUCAAGUGUAGGAAGGGUUCUAUUUUAAGCUCAUUGUAUAAGGCAGCCUUCCUGAACCUGGUCCUCUCCAGAUAUGUUGGGUUACAUCCUCAGCCAGCAUGGCUAAUGGUUAAGGCUGAUGGGAAUGAUAGUACAACACAACUGGAGGGCACCAAGAUGGGUAUUCCAUGGAAUACAUUCUUACAUUUACACUCCAAAAACUGACCUGUGGGUCAUGCUGCAUUGCUAUAUACUUGAGAAAGUUUGGUACCCUAGCGGAGAAGAUAGAAAGCCGCAUCUAACGUGGAGCCAUUCAUGAGCCUGUUGAAUCCAGUGGGCUUACAUCUGCCUAAGCUUGUGCUGUACAGUGGCUUGGUUCAGACAACACGCUAAACCACGCUGCUUAACCACAAAAUGGCUAAGGGCUUCCCUUAACCAUUUUGUGGUUAAGCAGCGUGGUUUAGCGUGUUGUCUGAACCAGGCCAGUGAGUGGCCCAUAGGAUCGGAACUAGAAACCGCUGAGUGUAAAGUUCUCUUAUGUUUUUUUAUGUACAUGCACUCUUACUGGCAGUGGUUAUCUUGUAUUCCUUGUCAUCUGCUAAAGCAGUUACUGAGGCAGCAAAAUAAAGUUUUUCAAUACAAAGCCUGCAGUACUUCCAGUUUUGCUAAUGUUAAAAGUUUUUAAAGAUUUAUAGUAAACGUUCUCAACCAGCAGAUUUGCUGGCUGCAAUCCAAAGAGGGGACUAUGUGCAGAGGAGAGAAUCAAACUUGCAGCCAAAGCUUUUCUUUCCAUUCCCAUUGCUGAAGGCUCACAUGGCUUUUAAAUUGGUCGGUUGUCUGUUCAGCAAUGGUGAAUUAUUGCAGCAAGACAUUAAUUGCGCAACUCAUUCCGUGCCUUUCCUAUAUGCAAGUGUGGGGUUGUUUGUAAUAAUCGAGCACGUUAUACUGUUACGUUUGCCCCACUUCUUCAAGCGAUGAGGCAUUCCAGGGGUUUGGUUCCUUCUUGGAAGGAGAUCACUGGACAUUAAGGGCGUUUUUGUAAUAUUUGAGAUGAUGUACAAAUAAACAGGUUGAGCCAGAGGUGGAAGCAUAUAAAAUAAACCUUGGAGAGAUCUGUUCAAGAUCUCUUCAGUGAGAGAUCUCAAACCAGACUGAAGGCAAAAUUAUGUAUUAAGUUUGCUAUUGAACCUAUUCCCCUCCCAUGUCUCUCUGGCAACAUGCAGCUGAAAAAAUAUACAUGCUGUGAUGUCACUGCAUUCGUGCUUUUCUGCUCUACUUCAUUGCCUGCUGCUUACAGGGGAAACAAAAGUAACUGCACAUUACCAAGGAGAUUCAGGCUAGUGGUUCGCGUGUAUCUUCCUCUAAUUUAUCUAAAGCCUGACUGAGUUACAGGUACUCUUCACGUACAACUCCAGUAGAAUGAGGUCAUGCUACUGGUAAUUGGCUGCUGUAUCUUAAUUGUGAAAUACCGUAGGCUAAUCUGAGAAUUUCAAACAGGCUUAAAUCUGAAAUGCCUAAAUAGGACUUUUAUUGGUGAGACCAUACAUUUAUUAUCUGUUCUAUGUCUGCCCUCUGUUAACAGUGUUUGCACAUGGCACAAAGAGUGCAAGAGAGUCUCAAGAACAGAUGCAUCAUUGUGCCUGCUGUGGAAAUGCAUUAUCUGCACUUCUGAUAUAUGUUCUCCUUGCCUGUCUUCUGCUCAGGACUGGUCUGUUCCCUCUUUCAGCAGAAGCUGGAUUUGCACAGUGUUAACAUGACCUUUUGUCAGCAACGAAGCAACUGCCCAUUUGUCAGGCAAUAGGGCUGUGCACGCCACUGAUUGGCUAACCCUUGUGUCAUUCACAAAGCCACAUCUCUGCCUCAGCAGCUUUCAACAUGAGACUGGGGGGCGGGGGACACUUUAAAGAAGUAAACAAUAAAAUUAAGCUCCAUGCAAGCAUUUGAUCAGCUAACCAUGCAGGUACUUGAAAAGCAAGGCCAAGAAUGGUUGACUAACUCAGGCAGGAGACUUCAAAUCUAGAGUCAGGUUCUGUGUCUGUGCAGGAGCUAAGAUGGGAAAAACAGUUCGCCCUAAUGCAAAAAACUUUGCGCCUGCACUUAUUUCUAUGUCUUUCUAUAUGCCGCCAAGGGAACCUUUUAAAUGUCUGGUCUGAGAAUUUAGUUUGUUAGGGAUAUUUGUGGGGUUUUUUUUUUUAAGUCAAUAAAUCAAGAAGAAAGCACUAGCAAUGGUCUGAACAAUGGUUUUGGCAGUGGAAAUAGUAAAAUAUGUUUGGACCUUUAAGCGGGGUGAGGAUCCAAAGCUGUAACCAGCAAGAAGAGUUCUUGUCUCACUCCAUGAUUGUUUUAGUUGUAAGCCAA